UGAAUAGCCAAUAAAAAUCGACGCGGAAGUGGGGGCGGAGCUAAGCACACUGCUGGGCAAAAUGGCUGCGACCAUGAAGAACGUGGAAGAAAUUCGGAGUAGAGUGAUACUUGGGGAAUUUGGUGUGAAGAAUGUUCAUACAUCAGAUUUCCCUGGAAACUACCCUGGCUAUGAUGAUACUUGGGACAUGCAGAAAUUUCAAAAGAACUUCAGAAUUGACUUAGUGCAUCUUGAUGAGAGCAGUAUGGAGUUUGACAUGGUGGGGAUUGAUGCAGCCAUUGCCAAUGCCUUCAGAAGGAUCUUACUAGCAGAGGUGCCUACCAUGGCUAUAGAGAAGGUGUUUAUCUAUAACAACACAUCCAUCGUCCAGGAUGAAGUCCUGGCCCACAGAUUAGGCCUCAUCCCCAUCAGAGCUGAUCCUCGCCUGUUUGAGUACAGGAACGCUGGUGAAGAAGCCGCAGAGGAAGAAGGUUCCGAAAUAGACACAAUUCAACUACAGCUAAAGAUUAAAUGCAGCAGGAACCCCCGAGCCAGCAAAGAGUCCUCUGAUCCACGAGAACUGUAUCUGAACCACAUGGUUUAUUCCAAGGACAUAAAGUGGGUCCCCAUUGGGAACCAGGCAGAUGUGUUUGCAGACUCCAGCAUUGGACCGGUACAUGAUGACAUCUUGAUAGCUCAGCUUCGACCAGGACAGGAGCUGGACAUUGUCAUGCACUGUGUCAAAGGAAUUGGUAAGGACCAUGCUAAGUUCUCUCCAGUGGCCACAGCCAGCUACCGCCUCCUCCCAGAGAUCACCCUGCUGGAGCAGGUAGAGGGGGAGAAGGCUGAACGCUUAAAACGUUGCUUCUCGCGAGGAGUUAUCGAUCUGGAAGAUGUUAAUGGUAGGAAGGUUGCCAAAGUGGUGAACAGUCGUCUGGAUACAUGCAGCAGGGAAGUCCUCCGACAUGAUGACCUGAAGAAAGUGGUGAAGCUUGGGAGAGUGCGAGACCAUUUCAUCUUUACCGUGGAGUCGACUGGCAUCCUUCCUCCAGAUGUCCUAGUCACAGAGGCCAUCAAAGUCCUCAUGGCGAAGUGUCAGAGGUUUCUCAGUGAACUGGACUCUACUGACAUGAAGUGAAAUAACUGAGCAUGCUCACUUCCACCAUAAAGGUUCUGACACUGAUAUACUGCUACAGCCUAUCAGGGGUUGAAUUGACGGUACUGCUCUGUUGAUAAAACUGACACUGAAUUAUCAGAAUUGCAAAGCCGAUUUUAUUACGGUGGGAAGACUUGUUUGUAAGUAUGUAUAUACUGCUGUCUAGUUUUUUGUAUGCCGUUCUUGAGUUAUUGAGCCCAGUUUUCUUUCAAAGAAACAUGGGGAAUUUAAUAAAUACAUCAUCAAUAGCAUUCCCAAGGCUGUCUGUUUCUCUGCAAUAAAGUACCAGGAAUAUGGCAUUCUCA
Molecule: messenger RNA, 1440 nt
Organism: Acanthopagrus latus (yellowfin seabream)
Lineage: Eukaryota; Metazoa; Chordata; Actinopteri; Spariformes; Sparidae
Gene: polr1c
Product: RNA polymerase I and III subunit C
Exons: 9
Coding region: 62-1117 (351 amino acids)
Biological process (GO): DNA-templated transcription
Cellular component (GO): RNA polymerase III complex; RNA polymerase I complex
Molecular function (GO): DNA binding; protein dimerization activity
Source: RefSeq, a predicted model, not a curated record